GUAUGUUUCAACCUCUAUAAAUAUUGAUUAAGGAAAAAAUGAUCUGCAUGUCGAAACUAUACACAAUUUCAGAUAAAAAGGCUUACCAUUGAUCACAACCCGAUGCAUAUCUUUCAUUCGCUCCAGGCACCGCUCAGCCUUUACUGUUAGCUGCCAGUUGGGAUGAACGACAUGUGUACACCACAGAGAUGUCUUCUUUGUUUUUCUGCCAAUGAACACAACAGCUUUGUGCCCCAAGGUAUGAAGCUUUUCCACCUAUAGAAAAAAAAAAUGUUUUGUCAUCACUUGUAACUAUGUGAAAUACAAUUGCAGAAAUAAAACACUUACCAAAAUUGAUGCCUCAUCCCAAACAUGUGAGGAGGUUUUAUUUUUCUUUUGGUUUUUCAACCAACUCUCCUCCUUUGCUUUAAAUUUUUCCAGUUUUUUUGCAAGCCUUUGUUUAGUUGGCUGUUCUGUCUUGCAUGCUUUACAAGUUUUCGUGGCCACCCCAAUCACUUCUUUGCAGCUAAUGCAAAGUUUAGUUGUCGAUCCUCGUGGCAUGUUGACCUGUGAAUAUUAACACACAUUGCUAAUUAAUUAUUUAUUAGUUAUAUUAUUUGUCAAGGGCUUCACAUGUCAUUGUACUCUUUAUCAGAACCCUAUGUGUUUGUUGGGUUACAGCUGGUUUGGUAAGUGAGGGUAAGUUCCCCCUGCCAGAAUGUGUAUCCCCGCUCUCAGACUUUGUCUAUUUGUUUUUUAAUGCUCUUAUUUUGUCCCAAAAAGCAAAAAAAGAAGAUGGGUGAUUACACUACAAUGUAUUGUAUUUAUUGUAGGGCUUUUGGAAGUUUACUUUUAUAUUAGCAUUUUUCCCUACAUAUUCCACGAAAAACAAAUAAAGCUUAUAGAGUUAAAAACAAAAAAACGUUUGCUUGACUAACUUGGGAUAGAAACGUGGUUUGUGAAAGUGACUUUGUUAUGGGUGCAUUCAACAAAGCUCAAUUAUUAAAUGUUUCUUGUUUCUACUACGAAUUAUUGUGGGGGCUCUGAUUCUAGCAGGAUGGAUCAGCCAGAGACUGGGUUGGAUCAGCUGCGGCCUCUCAAAAUCCGUGCCCGCUCUCGUUUUACGUGCAGUGUGUGGUUUUAAAAAAAUCAAACGUUACAGUAAACUCCCAAAAGCAAAGAAUAAAGUCUGUCGUAAUCAUUCUCCACCUUUUUACGCUUUUGAGGACAAAAUAUGAGCGCUACGAAACCGGGGAUACAUAUUCUGGCAGGGGAAAAUUAGCACCACACCCGUGAAGAAAAAAUCCUGCCGCGCAUGAGGUUGUUUCGUUGUCUUUUCAGCGAUGCGCGUGCUAGCAGAACCCGGACUAGAUAUAAACUAAUGUCACACCACCGUCUGGCUACUAAUUUUCUACAACAACCCAUCAGAGAUAUAGAAAUAUUCUAAAACUAAGAUUUAAAAUUUAAAAAUGUAUGCAUUGUCAUUGACGGUAGUCGUCACGAAAGACAAGAUAAUGGGGUAGAACAAAGUUAGUUCGCCUUGACUGAGACGUGUGUGGGUUAGCACGAGUUUUAAAAGAUCAACGUUUGGAUUCAUGACCGGAGACAAUAAAUCAACAGCAGUAUUUGUUUGAAAGUUCUAAUGUUGAUCGUCAUUCCAUUAGAUAUUUUAGUUUCUUACCGUUUGAAUCUUGCUUCUGCCUCUUGGCAAGCCACUCGUCCUCCUGCUCACGUGGACAGUCAUUGUCGCCCCUCCCUCCCCCACUUAAGCAAGCCCACACUACCAAAGUAUUGCCCCCUUUUUAGAUACUUUGAUUUGAUCCAGAAUUCUACAAUAGUUAAAAAAAAACACUGAAAAACAAACUUUUUGCAUCAGUAAUAUAUACGUAACUAUUCCUCAUAGUAAAUACAUAAUGAUUGAUAGAUUGUGCAAAUAGAGAUUUUUCUAGUAAAGAACUUACUUAUUUAUCAUGAGUAAUCAAAAUGUAUAUUGUUUAUUAGAAAGAUCUAUUUUCAUAUUGUUGUAAUCACUUUUGAAGCAUUCAAUAAUAUUAUGUAAGUUUUAUUAGAGAAUUUAUGUUUGCUCUAUGUAAGAUUUGAUCAUAACCUUACUUGUGGAUGUAAGUAAAUUUUACUAGAUUGCUGUUGGUAGUUUUUAUAUUCUUAAAUGCAGUAAAAUUCAAUGAAGAAUUGUUAGUGCAAAUUGUUAGGAGGAUUUUCUUAAGUAAAUCUUAGUUUUUUUUUUACCAGUGUACGUUCACAUAAGUCUGAUCUGGAAUUUCCAACAACAAUGUCCACUUUUGAAAAAUAAAAAGUUUUGAGCAAAUGCAAACAACAAAACUGGAGUGCCUAGUGUUUUGUUGCGUUGCAUCAAAAUGUGUAAAGAGCUUAAAAAUCUUUUAAAACAAAAGUCUAGUGUAUGAGAUAGAGAUGAGGCCUUGGGAUCAAUCCCAAUUGUGCAUGACAUUAACACUGCCAAAAAUAAACAAUGUAUCAGAAUCCGCUUUAUUGGUGAAGUACAGUAUAUGUACAAGGAAUUUUACCUCAGUGUCCAACCCAGUCUUAUGCUAAAACGUGUGGUACCAUAUGUUUUUUAGGGUCUUGACCUCAUGUGCAAACAAGGCAAGGUAUAAAUAGGAGUAAAAAACAUACAAAAAGAAUUAAAAAAAUAAAAGUAUCAAGAACAAGAUAAAAAAAAAAAAAAACUUUAUUCCAAUGUAAGAGUUCUUGUGUUUAUGUUCCACACUCUUUGACUGUUAAAUGGUUCAUCAUACUCAUGGCUCGGGGGAAGAAGCUGGCUUUUUCAAAUGGUUUUGGUGCACAUCUGAAACAUCGCCCAGAGGGAAGGAGACUGAAAAGACUAUGUCCGGGAUGUGAAGGGUCUGUCGAGAUUCUACCAGCCCACUUCCUGACCUUGGACCGGCACAGGUCUAAGCAGAUCUUAGGAUUCUCUGUAGUCCGUCCCUGUCUGCUUGCAGGUCCAAACCAAUCCAUGAUAGAUGUGGUCAGGACAGAAUUGAUUAUGGCCUGCAGCUCGUGAGACAAGUUUUUUCUAUGUGAAGUAAAAUCUCUGCUGGGCCUUUUUCUGGAGUGAGUCAACCUGGGAGGUUCCCUCAAGGUUCCCUGAAAUGGUGGACCCUAGGAACCUGUAUGUGUCUAUAGAGGGAGACUGUUCUUUUUACAAUUGUGUGAAGAGGAUGGGGAUGGCGGGGUUGUCUUCCUUCUCCCUGAAGUCCACUGUCAUCUCUAAAGUGUGUUCAACUCCGAGUGGCUUUGGUUGCACCAAAGGACUAGCCGCUCCUCUAACAAGUGGAGGAAGGCACAGUGAUGCUUUGAUGGAGGAGCUCUGGGAUGGUAGUAUAAUGCAGUGCUGAAGUCCACAAACAGGAUACAUGCAUUGGCCCCUGCAGAGUCAAGGUGGUGCAGGAUGUAGUGGAGAGCUAUGUUGACUGUAUCGUCCACGUCAUUUAAUCAUGUGAGACGGGACUCUUAGGAACUGGGAUGAUGGUGGAGCUGUUGAAGAGGGGGUUGGAAACACUCCAUCAGGUCCUGGAACCCACCCGAUCCUCUGCUUCUGAAACUGUUGACGCACAUUCACAGAUCCUCAGUCCAGGUUAGGUGUUCAGUCUGAAGGAAGUUGAAACAAUAAGUCGGUCCUUUGUGAUGGAAGUAAUGGGGGGAGGGAAUGCUAUGUUCCUUAGAAACCUGAAUAGAAGUUGUUGAGGUCCUCAGCCAGGUGGUAGCUCUUGAGGUGGGGGUGGUGGAGAAUCUCUUUUCAUGAGGGUCUGCAGGACUUAACAAGCUUUCCAAACUGCAAAAAACUGGUCUGUCAACUUUGCAGUGUACAUAGAUCCUUUUAGCUGCCGUAAUCUUCUUUGUAAGCUUCUUGACCUAUUUCUAAAGGUCACGAUCCCCACUCCUUUAGGCCUCUUCCUUGUCCUUGUCUAGUUGCCUCAGCUAGCUGUAAACCAUUGUUUGAUGUUGUUGAAUUUGUGGAGGGUUUUGGUCUGCACAGGCAUGUCCUCACAAAAGCUGAUCUAGGAUGUCACAGUGUCUAUUCAUCCGUGUCAGAGGAAGCAUUUUUCAAAGGCGUUCUGAUCUUUGCGUUUUGCAUCUUUGAUUCAUCCAUCCAUCUCUAACAGUCUUCACUUUGGGCUUAGCUGAUUUCAGCUUUUGUCUGUGGGUUGGGAUGAGUUGAGGCAGUGAUUUGAUAUAGUCUCAAAGCAGUGCAGGGAACAGAGUGAUAUGCAUUUUUUUAAUCAUUGUGUAGCUGUGGUCCAGAGUGUUCCAGCUUCUGGUGGGACAGAUCACCUGAUGUUUUUAAUAAAUUGAAUUACAUCUGAAAAAUAUAUGAAAAAACAACAAAAAAAACUCUAUACUGAGCCUGAAAGAACCUGGAUAACCCUUGAUGGGGCAUAAAUCUAGUGGAUCCUGUAAAAUCUGGUGAUGGGUCGCUCACUUUAGAAUUGAUACGUCACUGUUGAGGUGUGGGGCCUUUGAAAAUGUUCAAAUUCAUUUAGACUUUCAGAAAUGUGAGAUAGCUUUGGUAUGUACAAAAAAUUGGGGGAGGUUAGCCUACUUCGCAGAAAUCAUGAAACAUCCCAGAAAUGUACUGCAUGUUUUAGAUGGAGACUGGGAUUAAAUUUUACACUGUUAGCAGCAAAAUUGAAAAAGUUAUGAACGUCCAAUUAAUGUCUAUUUAUGUAGACUCCAUAAUCCUUGUCUACGUUUCAGGGAGGACUCAGUGUGAUGAACGGAAGCGGUCUAAAUAAGUACGCAAUGAACCACAAAAUGGGACGCAAUGUUUUGCAAUCCACUUCGAAAACCUUGACAACAAAAUAAGAGGAAUCAUCACAGGACAGGAAUCACAUAUUAAUAGAGAGAAACUUGGCUGGGACCCAUAAAGUGUAUGCUAAAGUGGGUGCCAGCAACUUGCAGGUAGCAUGUUUGAUUGGUAAUUGUGUAUCAAUGUACGGGCAAAGUAGCAUGUAGCUUUCAAGAGCCUACAGGGCUGAAUGUUGUCCACUUUUUCUUUUCUGGUAAGAAAGUUAAGUUGAGUUUCCACUUAAUUUUCCAAAUACGUGCCGCCAAUGUUGAGCUUCUGUCUUGGUUGCAAAAAUCCGAGAAAGUCCAGAUAGAAAAAGCUAACUUUCAGCUCAUUGACAUAUUCACUGAAGAGAGACGUUGUUAGUGAAGGAGAUGUGGCCGUAAAUUUAGCAUGCCUCACCAUUUAUAGCUUUUGUCACGGUAUUUUGAAUCUUAACAGUUUGGCAGGUGUAUUUAAUGUUAUGAUCUAUGUUUUAAAGUUUAAAAAAGUGUUUUGUGUUGGUUAAAGAUGCUAGCUGAAACCCUUUUCUCAAAGAAAUCCUCUAUUUGAAGAUACAUUUCUGGGUGCAAUUGAGAUUCAUUUACCAUGUUUAUAACCCAAAAAUAAAAAAGUUGUAGUUUCAUAUGAAUGUGGUAAUUUUUCUUUUCUUUCUUUUUCUUUUUUUUUUAAGCACCUUGAGGUGUUUUUAUUAAGGAGUGGAUUUGUUAAACUGCAUAAGUAAUUCAUGCUAUUAAACUUAAUCAAUUUCCCCAUUUCUGGUCUUGGGUGACAAUCAUUUACAAGCUCAGUAAUAUAGAUUUUAGCACAGAGACAAAAUAAAAACUCACUAAUAAUUAAAAGCUGUUCAUUUAGCAGCAAUGGACCUGUAGCAGUAGAAGGCACGUGUUUUGCUCUAUUUACAGAUUAUCUUUAUAGAUAAUAACUAUUUAAAUAUACCACAAGAACACUAAUUGUCUCAGCUUUAAUUCGAGCCAUAUUUUCUGAUAAUCGGUUAAGAAAUCAGGUAGCAAUUGCCCAAUUUCUGUGGUUGAUAUCUGCCUGUCCUCCAUAGAAACAGCCAUAACUCAAUGCAUAACGAUGGCGCCUGCGCGAGCACGUCUCUGUCUAUAGCAUUGACUGUAUAAGAAUAUAUAUUUUUACAGUCAAUGGUCCAUGGCGGCGAAUAGGCAAGGGCCAAUCCAGUAAUAUAUGUCAAUGGUGGAUGAAGUUUAAUUUGAUGAUUUACAAGAAUUGACCACGUGAUUCCCUAUAAACCUUAAUAGAAUUAAUAGAAAAUACAAAUAAAGCUAAAAUCCUGCCACCAUUACACCGCAUUAUUUCUUUUUCCCCUUUUUGGGGGUGGGGGGCUUACGUAACAAAAUAGUGACGCCCACUACCUAUUUAAACGACCUACCUAGAGAUGUUAAACGCAGUUUGGAGUCGUAUCACGAUGGAUCACUCAGAGGACGAAUUUGACGACCUGAUAUUUCUCACUGAUCUGUUUUUGGAAGAACUGAAGUCUGAACAACCGCCGGAGACACCCCCACUGACUUUUGUUCGGUGUGAGGAGGACGAAUACGGACAUCCUUUGCCAAAACGUAGAAGAAGAGGAGAGCGGCCGAAACCGGCGUCGUCCAAAAAAACUCCAACUGUGGCUCCAACUCCAACUUUGGACCCAUCAUGCAUACCAUCUACAAGUGGACAACAGAGUGUAACAGAAACUUUUCAAGAUAUAGAGUCCCUCAUUAAAGAGGUCCAAGAACUCUUGGGCUCUGCUGAUGACCCCACUCCAUCACAUUGGGCAACUCGGAAAGCUUCCUCUACGGAAAAGUGGACAGUGUUAAGACCUUUUAUGGUUAAUCAGUUGUUGAUGUCCGAAAAGCCAAAAAGGGAACAUUGCCAUCACUGUGGCUCUCAGGCUGCAGCAAUAAUGUGCCACGACUGUUUGCCUAGGGCACUUUAUUGUCCGUCAUGUGAUUUGGCUGUACACGACAGCCUUGUGCUCCAUAAUCGAUCAGCAAUGGUUGAGGGAUUUCACAGGCCGCUACCACCAACCACUUUUGUCAAGGAAGAGGGAGGAAACUUCACAUACCAUGACAAAGUGUGCUUUUUGCCUGUCAUCCUUCCCCGCUGUGACUGCUCUACUGGUCAAACAGAAGUUUCUGCAGGAAAACAAGUGAUUCUGAUUGGAAUGAAUGGACGAUACAACCUUUCUCUUCCAACGACCACAUGUUCCUGUGGAAAAACUUGGGAUGUUGGUAUUGGUGAUCUAGUACAAAGUGGAUAUUGGCCAGCUACAGUUCAUUUCGAGACUUUGUACACCAUGGAUUUGUUCACAUCGUACGAAGAUCUGAAAGUUACUGCACCGGGAAUGUCACGGCAUGCUUUUGUUGGGAUGCUUGACCAGCGCACCAAAGUCUUUGGUCGAAGUGGUAAAAUAUGCGGAGACACAAUGCAGAAAGCAUUCCUAGAGUGGUCCUAUGCAAAAUUUGAAGUUGAGAGGCUGUCUGAGAUGAAUCCUUUUGAGUGCCCAGCAUGCACACCCUCCAUGUUGGCUGUUGCAGU
This is a messenger RNA of Oryzias melastigma (Indian medaka), 7351 nucleotides long. RefSeq lists its product as uncharacterized. NCBI's taxonomy places the organism in Eukaryota, Metazoa, Chordata, Actinopteri, Beloniformes, Adrianichthyidae. The record is from RefSeq and is a predicted model, not a curated record.